AUGGCCUUUAGAAAUAAAUUACCAACUCUAACAUUGUUAAUUAUAUCACUAUUGUCAUUAUUUGCUACCACCACGAGUGUCAAGUUUAUAACAUUCGAUCUAGACAAAUUUAGUCUGGAUUCCAAACUAUUUUCGGAAAUAAACGACACUGCUGAUUGCGAAAAAUAUUUAGAGCUGACACCGCAGGAAGGCACCCAAUUUGGUGAUAUUUUGAUUGGAGAAAAACGGAUUGUCAGGCCAAGCACAGUAAGUAAUAGGCGGGUUAUGGUCUGUCUAGCUGGGCAACAGAUAGACCAAGUUUACAUUAAAUCCAUACGAAUUUUAGACGAUUCGGAUAGGGAAGAGAAGGUAUAUAUUUACACGCGCACUCAAUAA
This is a messenger RNA of Babesia microti strain RI, 375 nucleotides long. RefSeq lists its product as hypothetical. Lineage: Eukaryota; Apicomplexa; Aconoidasida; Piroplasmida; Babesiidae. The transcript has 2 exons. The record is from RefSeq and is a predicted model, not a curated record. Bases 1 to 375 code for a protein of 124 amino acids.